This is a messenger RNA of Anopheles coluzzii, 1800 nucleotides long. It is a transcript of the gene Adsl, whose product is annotated as adenylosuccinate lyase. Gene Ontology annotation, molecular function: N6-(1,2-dicarboxyethyl)AMP AMP-lyase (fumarate-forming) activity; (S)-2-(5-amino-1-(5-phospho-D-ribosyl)imidazole-4-carboxamido) succinate lyase (fumarate-forming) activity. Gene Ontology annotation, cellular component: cytosol. Gene Ontology annotation, biological process: 'de novo' AMP biosynthetic process. The coding region runs from base 287 to 1738 and encodes 483 amino acids. NCBI's taxonomy places the organism in Eukaryota, Metazoa, Arthropoda, Insecta, Diptera, Culicidae. The transcript has 2 exons. The record is from RefSeq and is a predicted model, not a curated record.
AAUAAGAACAACAACAGCAGACACAUUGUAAACAACCUGCCAUGUGUUUUUUACGCAAUUCGGUGCUUAUCAGGGUCCGCACGACGACAACAAACUAGUCCUGCUAGAGUACGUAAGACCUCGACCACUUAUCUGAUCGGAGAUUUGGAGCGACGGCCGAGCGAUCAGUUACCAACAGUGUACGAUCGAGAAUCAGACGAUCCAGUUGUCUGUUGUUGACGAGAAGCUUGGCAUUGGCGAGACAUCCUGUGACCAUCCACCGACUGCAAGACCCGUAGAGUGCAGAAUGGCCGAACUAAACGCUGAAUUCCGCGGCUAUCGCUCGCCGCUGAGCACUCGCUAUGCUAGCAAGGAGAUGCAGUACCUGUUCAGCGAUCAGCACAAGUUUUCCACCUGGCGCAAGCUAUGGAUCCUGCUGGCGAAGGCGGAAAAGGCGCUGGGAUUGGACAUCAGCGAGGCACAAAUUGCGGAGAUGGAAAAGCACGUCGAAGACAUCGACUUCAAGGCGGCCGCGGCCGAGGAAGCGCUCACCCGGCACGACGUGAUGGCGCACGUGCACGUGUUCGCCAAGCAGUGCCCGCUGGCCGCACCGAUCAUCCAUCUCGGGGCCACUUCCUGCUUCGUGGGCGAUAACACGGAUCUGCUCGUUCUGAAGGACGCGCUGGACCAGCUGCUGCCGAAGCUGGUGGGCGUCAUUAAGCAGCUGGCCCACUUUGCCAUGCAGUAUCGCGAGCUGCCCACGCUGGGCUUCACCCAUCUGCAGCCGGCCCAGCUAACGACGGUCGGCAAACGGUGCUCGCUCUGGAUCCAGGAUCUGCUGAUGGACGAGCGGGCGCUGCGCGCCUGCCGGGAUAAUUUGCGCUUCCGCGGCGUCAAGGGCACGACCGGUACGCAGGCCUCCUUCCUGCAGCUGUUCGCCGGCGACGGUGCGAAGGUGCGCCAGCUCGACCAAACCGUCACGCGGCUGGCCGGGUUCGAGCGGUACUACGCCGUCACCGGCCAGACGUACUCGCGCAAGGUCGAUCUGGAGAUUGUGUCGGCGCUGGCCAGCCUCGGCGCUACCGUGCACAAGAUGUGUUCCGAUUUGCGGCUGCUCGCCUCGCGCAAGGAGCUGGAGGAACCGUUCGAGCAGACGCAGAUCGGCAGCUCCGCCAUGCCGUACAAGCGCAACCCGAUGCGCUCCGAGCGGUGCUGUGCGCUGGCCCGCCAUCUGAUCACGCUGCAGGCGAACGCGGCCAACACGCUGGCGACGCAGUGGCUCGAGCGCACGCUGGACGAUUCCGCGAACCGGCGGUUGACGCUGUCCGAGGCGUUCCUGUCGGCGGACGCUUGCCUGCUGACGCUGCUCAACAUCUCGCAGGGGCUGGUCGUGUACCCGAAGGUGAUCGAGCGCAACAUCGCCCAGGAGCUGCCGUUCAUGUCGACCGAGAACGUCAUCAUGGCGAUGGUGAAGGCGGGCGGUGAUCGGCAGGUGUGCCACGAGAAGAUUCGCGUCCUGUCGCACGAGGCCGGCGCACAGGUGAAGCAGCACGGCAAGGACAACGAUCUGGUGGAGCGUAUCCGGGCCGAUCCGUACUUUGCGCCGAUACUGGGGCAGCUGAGCAGCAUACUCGAUCCGAAAACGUUCACGGGCCGGGCGGCGGAACAGGUGGUUGAGUUUGUGACCGAGGAAGUGAACCCCGUUGUGGCGCUUUAUGCGGACAGGGUCGUUACCAAGUCGGCGCAGCUGAACAUUUGAUGGAAGAGCGGGACGAGGGAACGGUUUCAUGUAGCAAUAAAGAUUUCUUUUGCUCCAAAUUA